UAGCUGUUGCAACAAUAUAAAUGAGAUGCACUGGAAUAGUCUUGCCACUGUACUCUUGAGGAAAGAGAGAGAUCAAAGACAGAGCCAGCAAAAGACAGAGUGGCCUUUCAGCUUAGCUUUGGUUACGUUUCCGGUGGAAGACAUGAACCUCCUUCUAUGUGUUGUGCUGCCAUGGCUGCUCUUUGCUGGAGAGCUUCAUGCAAGUACAAAAUCUUCCGACGAGCCCCAGUCUCAGGUGCUGCAUGAUGAGCCCCAGGCCCAGCCGCAGCUCCAGAUGCCUCGCUCUGGGGGUCCUUCCUACCACCCCAGCACUCAGGCCCAGGGGCCUUACUACCCGGCCUGGCCCAGCACUCAGGCCCCGAGGCCUUACUUCCCGGCCUGGCCCGGGACUCAGACCCAGAGGCCUUACUUCCCGGCCUGGCCCGGCACUCAGACCCAGAGGCCUUACUUCCCGGCCUGGCCCGGCACUCAGACCCAGAGGCCUUACUACCCGGCCUGGCCCGGCACUCAGACCCAGGGGCCUUACUACCCGGCCUGGCCCGGCACUCAGACCCAGGGGCCUUACUACCCGGCCUGGCCCGGCACUCAGACCCAGGGACCUUACUACCCGGCCUGGCCCGGCACUCAGACCCAGGGACCUUACUACCCGGCCUGGCCCAACACUCAGACCCAAGGACCUUACUAUGAGCCCAGGCCUUUAAUCGCAAAACCCAGUAAAAAGGGCUAGCGAUCUAACAAGAGCAGAUGGGAUGUUCUGUGAUGGACUGACCCAACACCUCCAGAAGAGCAAUGUCUUCAAUGUGGACACUUUUGAGCUGACUCGUGGAAAAAUAAAAAAGCAAUGCAUGAAAUGUGUAAAUGACA
Molecule: messenger RNA, 864 nt
Organism: Mugil cephalus (flathead mullet)
Lineage: Eukaryota; Metazoa; Chordata; Actinopteri; Mugiliformes; Mugilidae
Product: adhesive plaque matrix protein-like
Exons: 4
Coding region: 26-727 (233 amino acids)
Source: RefSeq, a predicted model, not a curated record